AUGCCACCUCCGGCACCGGGGUCCAACGACACCCCCGUUGCCGAGCGCUGGGCCUCACUGCCCGAGGAUCUGAUCCGCCUCGUCUCGUCGCGCGUGCUCGCCGGCGACCUGCUGGACUACGUCCGCUUCCGGGCCGUCUGCGGCAGCUGGCGGUCCGCCACCGCCUCCCCUCGCGGUCGCGGCGUCGUCGACCCGCGCUUCCACCCGCGCCGCUGGAUGAUGCCUCCGGAGGGCCACGGCCUUCACCCCGGCCACCCUCACCUGCGCGGGUACAUCCGCUUCCUCAACCUCGACACGGGGACCUUUGUCCGGGCCCACAUCCCUCUCUUCAGCGACCACUGCGUCGUCGAUUCGGUCCACGGCCUCCUCGUCCUGCUACGGGACCAGGACAGCGCCGUCCGCCUCGUCCACCCUUUCACUGGCGACAUCGCUGAGCUCCCACCGCUCGCAACCGUCCUCCCGCAGCUAGGCACACUGCUGGAUACCUUACCUGCGCCACACAGGGUCAAAAGGCUCGCGGAGUCAAUCUGUGCUUCUGCUUCCUUCAGCGGUGGGGUCAUCACCGUUAUGCUUGCUCUUCAUGAGGUAAACCAUGUAGCCUUUGCUACUGCCCUGGACCAGCAAUGGACAUCAAAUCUUCAGAGGCGGAUCAGAUCUUCAGGCAGUGAGGCCCAGCGCUCGACAACGGGGGUGUCGUUGGAUCCCGGUGCCGGAGGUGGCAUCCUGAACCCUGACCUCACUUGCCGAUCCGAUUGGCAACGGCACGGCGCGACUGGUUCCGGUCACGCCCCACACCUCGAGGACGUGCGGCGACGAUAG
Messenger RNA from Miscanthus lutarioriparius, 819 nucleotides. NCBI's taxonomy places the organism in Eukaryota, Viridiplantae, Streptophyta, Magnoliopsida, Poales, Poaceae. The record is from the annotation of a GenBank genome assembly.